Molecule: messenger RNA, 3906 nt
Organism: Carassius auratus (goldfish)
Lineage: Eukaryota; Metazoa; Chordata; Actinopteri; Cypriniformes; Cyprinidae
Product: glycerol kinase-like
Exons: 20
Coding region: 117-1829 (570 amino acids)
Biological process (GO): glycerol metabolic process; glycerol-3-phosphate biosynthetic process; triglyceride metabolic process
Cellular component (GO): mitochondrion
Molecular function (GO): glycerol kinase activity
Source: RefSeq, a predicted model, not a curated record
UGCGCGUACUCGUAGACGUCAAAGCGGGAGUAAGGGCGGGCUCGGAGCGCAUAGCAGUGAGGCCAGCCAGGGUCCAGUCUUAAAUUUCUGGCUGCUUGUGGUCCUCCACUUAUUCAAUGAACGGCACAAUGGCUGCAUCGUCGAACAGAAUCAUGCUGGGCCCCCUCGUAGCCGCUAUCGACCAAGGCACGAGUUCCACGCGCUUUCUGGUUUUCAAUGCAAAAACAGCAGAGCUUCUCAGUCACCAUCAGGUUGAGAUUAAACAGAGCUUUCCUAAAGAGGGCUGGGUUGAGGAGGAUCCAAAAGAGAUUCUUCAGUCUGUGUAUGAGUGCAUGGACCGAACCUGUGAGAAACUGACCCAGCUCAACAUUGACAUCUCGAACAUUAAAGCUAUUGGUGUGACCAAUCAGAGGGAAACCACCCUUGUUUGGGACAAGGAAACAGGAGAACCACUUUAUAAUGCUAUAGUUUGGCUUGAUCUGCGGACCCAGUCAACAGUAGAAAGGCUCAUCAACAAAACUCCUGGCAGAAACAAAAACCAUCUCAAGCACAAGACUGGCCUACCCAUCAGCACGUACUUCAGCGCAGUGAAGUUACGCUGGCUGAUGGAUAAUGUUGAAAAAGUCCAUGAAGCUGUGCUCUCUCACAGGGCCAUGUUUGGAACAGUGGACUCCUGGCUUAUCUGGUGCCUGACGGGGGGGAAGAAGGGAGGUGUUCAUUGCACAGAUGUAACCAAUGCCAGCCGGACAAUGCUCUUCAAUAUUCACACAAUGGACUGGGAUCCAGAGCUCUGCAAAUAUUUUGAUAUACCAAUGGAAAUCCUGCCAAAAGUGAGAAGUUCUUCAGAGAUUUAUGGUUUAAUGAAAAUCAGCUCUAAUCUGAAAUCUGGCCCUUUAACUGGUGUCCCCAUAUCAGGGUGUCUUGGUGACCAGUCUGCUGCGCUGGUGGGACAGAUGUGUUUCAAGGAUGGACAAGCUAAAAAUACUUAUGGUACUGGUUGUUUCCUGCUUAAAAAUGUAGGAACAAAGCCUGUAAUGUCGGACCAUGGACUCCUGACCACGAUCGCAUAUAAGCUAGGGCGUGACAAGCCAGCCUGCUAUGCACUAGAGGGUUCAGUUGCCAUUGCAGGAGCAGUUGUGCGUUGGCUGAUGGAUAAUCUCGGAAUUAUCCAAACCUCUACAGAACUAGAGAAACUAGCUGCUGACGUUGGCACGUCAUAUGGCUGUUAUUUUGUCCCUGCAUUCUCUGGAUUAUAUGCGCCAUACUGGGAACCAAGUGCUAGAGGAAUCAUCUGUGGUCUAACACAGUUCACCAAUAGGAGUCAUUUGGCUUUCGCAGCACUUGAAGCUGUCUGCUUCCAGACACGAGAGAUUCUGGAUGCAAUGAACCAGGAUAGCGGUAUUCAUCUGUCCCAGCUCCAGGUUGAUGGAGGCAUGACGUCCAACCGGUUACUGAUGCAGCUGCAGGCAGACAUACUGUGUAUCCCAGUGGUAAAGCCAUCCAUGCCUGAGACCACAGCUCUUGGUGCUGCCAUGGCAGCAGGAGCAGCUGAGGGGGUCAGUGUCUGGAGCCUAAACCCAGAAGAUCUCACAGAGGUUACUUCAGAAAGAUUUGAACCUCAGAUCAACCCAGAGGAGAGUGAACUGCGAUAUGCUCGCUGGAAGAAAGCUGUUCAGAGGGCUAUGAACUGGGAAACCACAGAACCAGUCAACAAUGGAAAUGAGGAGACUAGUAUCUUCAGUAGUGUUCCCUUGGGCUUUUACAUUCUCGGUAGCAUGUUUAUGUUAAUUGGAGCAAAGUACAUUGCAGGUCAGUGUGAGAGCGAGUGAAUGAGAGAUGGCGAAAGAGCCCAAUGCAUGUUUUGUAUGUGUGUCCUUUAAGUUCACUGGCCUGAGAGAAAGUGGUGAACAUGAGUGUAUAACGACCACUCAUUCGUUUUCUUGUAGUAGUGUGAAUGAAUGGCAUAGAAUAGCAUUUCAUCUGAGUCUAUAAGGAGGAAAUUAUGGAACAGGUCCCGUUCAUGUGUUCACAAAAAUCCACAGUUCACAAUUUUUGAUCAAUUGGAGAGUGCUGUGUUAAUGAUGGCUUUAAACAUACGGCUUGGUUUGGUGAAAAUAAUGGGGAAAAAAGGUACCUGUUCUAAGAAUCUCCCUCUCUGCCCCAAACUUUGCUUUUCCUGUCACUUCUAUUCCGUGUCGAUUUUCCCUUCUUCACAGUCUCCUCUUCUGUUCUCUUCCAGUGUCACGCUAUCUCAAACAUUUGUGUGCAUGCUGAAAACGUCUCUGUUUGAGCAAACAUGCAGUUUUAGCUGUUUUAACUUUCCAUUUUUUUUUCUCUCUCACUAAAGCAGGGCAGAAGUAGACUUGAACCUUACUGCACUUCAGAAGAUGGAAAAUGAAGUCAUUAGGUCCAUGGCUUACCCCUUCAAAAUCAAGAUGUGCUGUAGUGGCCUUGGCAAAAGACAUUCCAACUGAAAGUGUUGUUAAUGGUUUCUGCAGAAAUGGUACCAUAAAAUGAUAAAUUAAGACCUUUCUGGUCAUGUAGCAGGAAGUUUUAUUGACCAUAUCUGGUAUGAUGAAGUCAUUAUUUUUCAUGUCUUCCUGUAGUUUCCCCACACUCUUCUCUAGAAGCAGCAGCUUUAACACUGAAGCUGCUGUGGCUUGGUGUUUCUGGUAUUUUUCAUGUACAGUACAUUCUAAUGGAAUUGUCAAUGAUAGUAAGCAACUCUUGGCUGUGCAAAACAGUCAUCAUUGAGUUUGAUAUUUUUAUAUAUAUAUUUAAAGGCACUAACCAUCACAGACAUCAGCAGAUGUGUGUCUAUGUACAGUGGUUUUAGUUUGAAGUUUGAAAGAGUGAGACAUACUAUUAGUUCAAUUGAGUUACUUCUCAAAUCUAUUCAGGAGAGCAUUAGUGCACUUUAUAAUGUAUUAUGCUGUUAUGUGUAACAGCAAGGGAACUGUACAAUCUAAUGUACAUAAUGUUGAGAUGUUUUUUUUUCUCCUCUUUUACAAUUUCAUAUGCCUGUUGAAAAUUUUAUUGACAAAAAUACUGUGCGUGGAAAUCAAGUCAACCUGUCCAAAACACUGUGGCCCUGAUGAUAGAAGUUGCACUUCUGUAUAACUUCUGCCUUCUAUAUGAGAGACCAUUAAACAGGAGGCUUUUUGAGCAUUAUGGAGUCAACAUCUGAACAAUUACUGACGGGGACUGCGUAACUAUAUUUGAACAAACAUAUUUUAAGAAUUGUAGAGCACUGUUUUGUCUUAUAUUUGGUCAAGUCACUGUAAUUUAAUCUCUGAAAAUUGUGCAUGUAAAUUACAUUACUGUGCAGCUCAAGAAAGUGAUGUUAUAAUAUAAAAUUAAUUUGACCUAAGGAUUUACUUUCAGUUCCAGCAAUUAGUUUCCGUUUAAAUAUCUAACUUGAACUUGAAAGGAAAUAGUUUGCACCUGAUUUUUCUAUCAUAUUUGAUGUCUGUGUAAUGAAAUAUAACAAGUUCCAUGACAAUUAAGAAUUUAUAAACGGAUGAGUUUAUUAUUAUUAUUUGCUAAAUUUAAUUAAUAUAGUUGCCAAGUUUUCUUUUAAUGCAAAAGUUUGUUUUUUAAAAAGCCAAUUAGUAUUGUGACGAGCACUUGUAUAAUGUACUCUGAAUGGUACUUCCUUGAUUUGUCUUUGAUUUGUGUCAAUGAAUACUUGAAAUGCAAAAUAACUUGAUUAACAUAAAGUAGCCAGUAUUAAACUUCAGUAAUUAGUUUUCUUUAUUGCAUGUGGCGCUGGUUGCUGAAUGUGUCAUGCUUAAACAAGUUUUAUCUGGGUUGUAAAUGUUAGCGAGUGAUGCUGUGAUGUUCAUUACCUCAUCAUUUGCAUGUAAUUUCUUUCCCCAGGAUUUCAAGUAAAUUUUCAUCACUGAA